AGUACCCUUAAGAGAGUCUAAGGCAAGACACCUUCCCCUUUAAGAAAAGCAGUGCGGAAUCCGCCUCUUCCUAAUAAGGUCGUGUUUACUUUUCUCGGCCGAAACUAUUUCUUCCUGGUUCGAUAGUAGCACUCACCUUUAAUUGAAUGCCUACUGAGGAAUUGAAGCAGCGUUUUGCCAGCGGGAUCAAAAUAAGAAAAGAGGAGAGGGACCCCAAAAAAGGGAGGAGAACGGGAGAAGAGGGACAGCGUUCGGAGGGUGUUUCGCUUCCUCCGUGCUGCACGGGUCCCCGGUGUGUGACCCCAGGCGCCCAGCAGCCCGCCGGCAUGGCCCUGCUCACCCUGCACCGCACUCCGUCCGUCUGCACGCCGGAUGAAGCAAUUCCAAAGAGAGGACAACUUCAGAAGAGAGAAAGCUUUGCCCUGGUGAAGGGGGCAGUGCUAUUGCUGGAAGAGGGUGAAGGAAGAGAGAUUGGGGGGACCACGCCCCCUCUGCUGAAGCAACGCCCACAGGGGAGUGGGAAGUCGGAGACUCAGCACAGACACCUCCACGCCAUGGUGUCCCUGCUGCGACCGGAGGACACCCUCAAGCUGGCGGUGAGAUUGGAAUCUGUCAGUCCGGUCAGAGUGAGAUACUUGCUAGUUAUUUCGACCAACUGUCGUAAAAAUGAGAGCAUCUUACUCGGUGUGGAUUUCCCCAACAUGGAGAGUGAUUGCUGCACGAUCGGCCUGGUUCUCCCUGUUUGGAGUGACACGCAGGUGUACCUCGAUGGAGACGGUGGGUUUAGUGUCACCUCAGCGGAAAUGACAAGGAUCUUCAAACCUGUAUCCAUUCAGACCAUGUGGUCAGUCCUGCAGGCCCUGCAUGGCUGUUGUGAGAGAGCAGUGAAAGGUGCAAUCAUCCCAGGCUCUGGACUGAGCUGGGCCAGGAACUACUUUACUCAGGUGGAGUCAGACCACCUCUGCCGCAACGAGUGGGGAGCAAUGAUGGGCCUGGAGUCGGUCAGGAGGGACAAUAUGGGGCAAAGUUCUUCAGAGAGAGUGUCGGUGGAGAGGAGGAUCAAAGCCCAGCUAAGGGAGAUCAUGAGGACUGAAGAUCUUGAGAACAUCACAUCCAAACAGGUCCGGAUGGCUCUCGAGAAGAACUUAAACAUGGACAUGAAAGACUAUAAGGAAUACAUCGACAACGAGAUGAUGGUCACCAUGGCACAGAUGGACAAACCCUCUAAGAUAUUCGACUACCUUUUCUUGGGCUCCGAGUGGAAUGCGGCCAAUUUUGAAGAACUGCAAAAAAACAAUGUUGGCUACAUCUUGAAUGUGACCAUGGAGAUCGACAACUUUUUCCCGGAAUCCUUCACCUACCUGAACAUCCGGGUGUAUGACGUGGAGUCAACAGACCUCCUCUCUCACUGGAAUAACACAUACUCGUUUAUCAACAAAGCUAGGCAGAGCGGCCAAGCCGUCCUGGUCCACUGUAAGAUGGGCGUGAGCCGGUCAGCCUCCACCGUGGUGGCUUUCGCCAUGAAGCAAUACCAGUGGUCGCUGGACAUGGCUCUGGCCCACGUACGCGAGAGGCGGUCCAUCGUCAAGCCCAACGAGGGAUUCAUGAAGCAGCUGAACACCUACAACGGUAUCCUGAGUGCCAGUCAGCAGCGUCACAACCUCCUGUGGAAGCGCAAGUCAAGGGAGAUCAGGAAGAUGUCCGAACACGGCGUCGAAGAAGCCAGUGAUGAAGAGGAGGAGGAGGAGGAAGAUGACGGGUCUCUGGAGGAUGAAGAGAUUGAUGAAGAUGAGGUAGAGGUCUUCACUGAAGGUCCUGUGGAUCCGUUAGCAGACAGCUCCCCGCCCCCUUCCCCACCUGACCCCCCCUGUCCAUCUCAGGAGCCUGAAAGAUCCACCCAUCACACCACUGUCCCAGAUGGUGACAAGGUUACCCAGAGUCCAAGUCGCAGUGGAAGGAUGAAUCUCUUUUCCCUCAUGCAAUCAAUCUGUGAACUGAAUGAGGACGAGGAGAGAGGGAGCGACAAGGAGAUGGCUGCCAGUCAGUGGAGGUCACCUGAUCAGAGGAGGCGGAGUCUGGGGAAAAGAAGCCUUAUUCAUCAGAAGGCUCACGUGGAUGUAUCUCCAGAGCCACGCAGCCUGUGUGAUAAUAGGAACUUGGAGAAGGAAGGGGUGGAGUCAACUGUACCUAAGACUGAAACAAAGGAAGAGGAGAGUGGAACUGAGGGAGGAUGUGGAGAGUAAAAUAUGAAAUGAAAGCUCAGGAAAAAAUAGGGUGCGUGUGUGUCUGAGAGAGAAAGAGAGAGAGAGAGAGAAUUUUCUGCCAACAAAUAUAUGUAUAUAAAUGACUGCAAGAUUUUGGAGCCAACCAACGAUUAGUUUCACUGCUUCCGGUCACAGGAGAAUGAACCUGGAAGUUCAGUAAUGUAGUAUUUUACAGAACUAUAGCUAAAUGACAAACUAUGACCAAGUAUCAAUAUUGGAAAAUUUAAACAAGGAAGGUUUAUCUAUGAAACCUUGUUUUGCUUUUAAUGCCACUUUUUAUAUGAGUAUAUAUAAAAUCAUACAGUGCAUCCCAUAAUUGUCAGUACUAAUUUGAGUCUUAGGUAGCCCACACUUGUGUGUGUGUGUGUGUGUGUGUGUGUGUGUAUGUGUAUAUAUAUAUAUAUAUAUAUAUAUAUAUAUAUAUAUAUAUAUAUAUAUAUAUAUAUAUAUAUAUAUAUAUAUAUAUAUAUAUAUGAGUGUACUACUCAGUAUUGGGUUCCAUCUGUACCUUUCCUGCUGCAGCUGCCCUAUUUCCAUUGGCACUGUCAGAUCUGUCAGAUCCCAGAACUCUAUUUUGUUUGUUGCACAGCACAUGGCUGUGUGUGUGUGUGUGUGUGUGUGUGUGUGUGUGUGUGUGUGUGUAUUCAAAAACCCCUCUCAGUCAUGUGACUGUCAAGAUAUCAUCCAUUAUGGGUAUUUUCCUCAUCCAAAUAGGACCAGUCAGUAGCAUUCGUUUGCAGGGAUUGAACAUGUUGACGUAAUAUUUUAGUAUUUGAAAACAAGUAGUUUGGACAAGAUCUAUUUUUGCACAAGCAUUUGCACACGCACACUUUCUUGGUAGUUCUCUCUCUCUAGGCCUUCUAUGCAAUUCACUGGUUUAAGCUGUCUUGUAGUUCUGCAAAUGUGAAACUAUGCAGGUGUUGGGGCGUCGUCAGGGCCAGAUUAUUAGUUCAGUUUACUGUAUUGCGACGUCCUCCAAGUGGGCGGAUCAUUCUGUUCUGCACCUGCUGCACCUACUAUUGCGGUGUCUGCCAGCAUGCUGAUGGCAUCUGAAUGGAAAUACACUGUUUGGCUAUAUUUGAAACCUAUUAUUCACCACACUAAGAACAUAUUUUAUUGUGACGCUACAAAGAUUUGUAUAUCCAUGAAAAAAAAUUGGAUUAAUAAGUCACGUAUUUUAUAUUUUUAUACCUAGGAUCUACCAAUGCCUUGAACAAAAAGGUGAUCAUCAUAUGGCCCUAGAUGUAUAUUAUUAUUAGUGUCAGAAAAGGGUUAUGAGGGGACGGCUUAUUUUCAGUAUUCGUCACUGUGCCUUCCUGCGAGUUCAGUACCUUGUAAUGUAUUUGUGUUUAAUGUGUGUCUGUUAUGAACUGUAUGCACUUAAUGAAUGGGUUUUUCAUUGUAACAUUGUGAACAUUACAGAAAGACUCCAGUGUGGAUAGGGGCCUGUCAUGAUCUGCCGUAUGAACUUAAGAGAAAAUUAAGUCAAAUGAAAAUUGAACAAACCAAAGACGAUCAUUCAAUUCUGAACUGCAUUGGCUCAGACAGUGCGAUGAUCCAUUUGUUUUGUAUUUUGUUAUACCGAAUGACUCUUAAGAUUCUCAGCUAUUAUUGAAUAAUAUGUGCAGUAAAUCACAAAUGUUUACAGUG
Brienomyrus brachyistius is the source of this 3914-nucleotide messenger RNA. RefSeq names its product protein phosphatase Slingshot homolog 3. NCBI's taxonomy places the organism in Eukaryota, Metazoa, Chordata, Actinopteri, Osteoglossiformes, Mormyridae. The coding region runs from base 147 to 2243 and encodes 698 amino acids. Gene Ontology annotation, molecular function: protein tyrosine/serine/threonine phosphatase activity; actin binding. The transcript is spliced from 17 exons. The record is from RefSeq and is a predicted model, not a curated record. Gene Ontology annotation, cellular component: cytoplasm. Gene Ontology annotation, biological process: actin cytoskeleton organization; negative regulation of actin filament polymerization; protein dephosphorylation.